This is a messenger RNA of Anguilla anguilla (European eel), 6765 nucleotides long. It is a transcript of the gene chd1, whose product is annotated as chromodomain helicase DNA binding protein 1. NCBI's taxonomy places the organism in Eukaryota, Metazoa, Chordata, Actinopteri, Anguilliformes, Anguillidae. Gene Ontology annotation, biological process: nucleosome organization; regulation of transcription by RNA polymerase II. The transcript has 37 exons. Gene Ontology annotation, molecular function: ATP binding; ATP-dependent chromatin remodeler activity; histone binding. The record is from RefSeq and is a predicted model, not a curated record. Gene Ontology annotation, cellular component: chromatin; nucleus. The coding region runs from base 463 to 6003 and encodes 1846 amino acids.
GGGGUUUCCACACUCCAGAUCGGUGAGAGCUGGACGGCGUCAUGGCGGAGGCCGGUAAUGUUAGGACGCAUAGCUGAACUGCUUUCAAUCUGCAAUCUUUUGAUCGAAGAAUACUGUGCCCCGAAUACGGAAAAGAAAACUUUAAAGAAAACAAUUUUAUUUUUUCUGAGGGAGGAAUCAAGGAAGCUUGGCUCGCAGUCGGCUCGAAUUUGUUGGAGCAGCUCUCUACGGGAGCUGGCUAGCAGGCUGCUAGCAAAGAAAAUAAAAUUGUUAGCUAGCUAGCUAGCUAGCCUGCGAGAAAAAAGGACCUCAAAAGUCGGACCCAGACGGGGAGACAGACUGGCAACUUACAGGAGCCAGGUGAUCCACACCGAAUAGGAGACCUUCCGUGUUUGUGACCAUUCAAGAGCGGCCUGGACUGACAGCUUUUUUUUGAAGACGUGAUUUUGGGGAGGCCUGGAGAUGGAUGGGCGUAGCGAGGAGGACAGUGUGAGCAACAGCAGUGCAGAAUCAAGUAACUCUGACGACGAGUCCGGGUCCGGGUCGGGGUCUGGGUCCGGGUCGGGGUCCAGCUCCAGCAGCAGCAGCAGCAGCAGCCAAUCGGGAAGCAGCGACUCGGGGAGCGGGUCGGACUCCGGCAGCCAGUCGGACUCCGACUCGGAGAAGUCCAAGGAGAAGAGCCAGCCGGAGAACAAGCCCGCCAAGAUCGAUGGGGCGGAGUUCUGGAAGUCGAACCCCAGUAUCCUGGCUGUACAGCGGUCGGCCAUGCUCAGGAAACAGCAGCUCCAGCAGCAGCAGCAGCAGCAGCAACAGCCACAGAACCAACAGCAGAGCUCUUCUGACAGUGGCUCAGAUGAGGAUUCGUCCAGCAGCGAUGACUCGGACGAUGACUCCUCCAAUCAGACGAAGAGGAAAAGAAAGCACAAGGGAUCGGACUCGGGGUCUGAUUCCGGUUCCGGGUCCGGUUCUGACUCCAGCUCGGGGUCCGGGUCCGGCUCGGACUCCUCGGACGAAGCCGAGAACUCGGACGAGACCGUCUCUGACUACGAGCCGAGCCACAAAGUCAAGAGCAGGAAGCCCACUAACAAGGCCAGCGUCCGAAACGGAAAGAAGGGCAAAGCCCAGCGGAAAAAGACCUCGGGUUCGGGCUCGGGGUCGUCCUCCGACGAGGACGAGUUCGACAAGGCCAAGCUGUCGGGCCCCCGUCGCCAGGCGACCGUCAACGUGAGCUACAAGGAGGACGAGGAGAUGAAGACGGACUCGGACGACCUGGUGGAGGUGUGCGGGGAGGACGUCCCGCAGCCCGAGGAGGACGAGUUCGAGACCCUGGAGAAGGUGAUGGAGAUGAGGACCGGGAGGAGAGGAGCCACGGGGGGCACCACCACGGUCUACGCGGUGGAGGCGGACGGGGACCCCAACGGGAACUUCAACCCGGCCAAGGAGCCGGGCGAGCACCAGUACCUGAUCAAGUGGAAGGGGUGGUCCCACAUCCACAACACCUGGGAGACCGAGGAGACCCUCAAGCUGCAGAACGUCAAGGGCAUGAAGAAGCUGGAGAACUUCAAGAAGAAGGAGCAGGAGAAGAGGAAAUGGAUAAAAGCAGCUUCCCCGGAGGAUGUGGAAUACUACAACUGUCAACAGGAGCUAAUGGAUGACCUGCACUCGCAGUACCAAAUCGUGGAAAGAAUAAUCGCUCAUUCGAACCAGAAGUCUGCCGCGGGUUACCCGGACUACCUGUGCAAGUGGCAGGGCCUGUCCUACUCGGAGUGCAGCUGGGAGGACGGGGCGCUCCUUUCCAGAAAGUUCCAGAGGUGCAUCGACGACUACAUGUGCAGGAACCAGUCCAAGACCAUCCCGUCCCGGGACUGCAAGGUGCUGAAGCAGAGGCCGCGGUUCGUGCCCAUGAAGAAGCAUCCGACCUACAUCGGCGGAGAGGGCCUGGAGCUGAGGGACUACCAGCAGGACAGCUUGAACUGGAUGGCCCACUCCUGGUGCAAGGGAAACAGCUGCAUCCUGGCGGACGAAAUGGGCCUGGGCAAGACCAUCCAGACCAUCUGCUUCCUCAGCUACCUGUUCAACGAGCACCAGCUGUACGGGCCCUUCCUGCUGGUGGUGCCCCUGUCCACCCUCACCUCCUGGCAGAGGGAGAUCCAGCUGUGGGCCCCCCAUAUGAACGUGGUGGUGUACCUGGGCGACAUCAGCAGCCGCAGCAUGAUCAGAACGCACGAAUGGAUGCACCCACAGAACAAGCGACUGAAGUUCAACAUACUGCUAACCACGUAUGAAAUCCUGCUCAAAGACAAGUCAUUCCUGGGAAAUGUGAACUGGGCCUUCAUCGGAGUGGACGAGGCCCAUCGGCUGAAGAACGACGACUCCCUCCUGUACAAGACCAUGAUGGAGUUCAAGUCCAACCACCGCCUGCUCAUCACCGGCACGCCGCUGCAGAACUCGCUGAAGGAGCUCUGGUCCCUCCUGCACUUCAUCAUGCCCGAGAAGUUCCACUCCUGGGAGCUGUUUGAGCAGGACCACGGAAAGGGGCGGGACUCGGGCUACACCAGCCUCCACAAGGAGCUGGAGCCCUUCCUCCUGCGCAGGGUGAAGAAGGACGUGGAGAAGUCUCUCCCCGCCAAGGUGGAGCAGAUUCUCAGGGUGGAGAUGAGCGCCAUUCAGAAGCAGUACUACAAGUGGAUCUUGACCCGGAACUACAAGGCCCUGAGCAAAGGCACCAAAGGGAGCACGUCGGGCUUCCUCAACAUCAUGAUGGAGCUGAAGAAGUGCUGCAACCACUGCUACCUCAUCAAGCCGCCCGAAGACAACGAGUUCUACAACAAGGCCGAGGCCCUGCAGCACCUGAUCCGCAGCAGCGGGAAGCUGAUCCUGCUGGACAAGCUGCUGCUCCGGCUGAAGGACCGGGGUCACCGCGUGCUCAUCUUCUCCCAGAUGGUCCGCAUGCUGGACAUCCUGGCCGAGUACCUGAAGAGCAGGCAGUUCCUCUUCCAGAGACUGGAUGGCUCUAUAAAAGGAGAGAUGAGGAAACAAGCCUUGGAUCAUUUCAAUGCGGAGAACUCUGAAGAUUUCUGCUUCCUGCUCUCCACGCGCGCCGGGGGUCUGGGGAUCAACCUGGCCUCCGCCGACACCGUUGUCAUCUUCGACUCCGACUGGAACCCCCAGAACGACCUGCAGGCCCAGGCCCGGGCCCACAGGAUCGGGCAGAAGAGACAGGUGAACAUCUACAGGCUGGUGACCAAGGGAUCGGUGGAGGAGGACAUCAUUGAGAGGGCGAAGAAGAAGAUGGUGCUGGACCACCUGGUCAUCCAGCGAAUGGACACGACCGGGAAGACCGUCCUCCACACUGGCUCCGCCCCCUCCAGUUCCACCCCAUUCAACAAGGAGGAGCUGUCUGCCAUCCUCAAGUUUGGUGCCGAAGAGCUGUUCAAAGAGCAAGAAGGAGAGGAGCAGGAACCUCAGGAAAUGGACAUCGAUGAGAUCCUGAAGCGAGCAGAAACCAGGGAGAAUGACCCGGGCCCCUCUACUGUAGGGGAGGAGCUGCUCUCUCAGUUUAAGGUGGCCAACUUCUCCAUGAUGGAGGAGGAGGAGAUGGACAUGGACUCGGACCGUAACCACCGGGGCUGGGAGCACAUCAUCCCGGAGGAGCAGAGGAGGAGGCUGGAGGAGGAGGAGCGGCAGAAGGAGCUGGAGGAGAUCUACCUCCUGCCCCGCAUGAGGAACUGUGCCAAACAGGUGAACUUCAACGGGAACGAGGGCAGGCGGAGCAGGAACCGGCGGUAUUCGGGGUCGGACAGCGACUCCGUCUCCGACCGCAAGCGCCCCAAAAAGCGGGGGCGGCCGCGGACCAUCCCGCGCGAGAACAUCAAAGGGUUCAGCGACGCCGAGAUCCGCAGAUUUAUCAAGAGCUAUAAGAAGUUUGGCGGCCCACUGGAAAGGCUGGACGCGAUCGCUCGCGACGCGGAGCUGGUGGAUAAGUCUGAGUACGACCUGAAGAGGCUGGCAGAGACUGUGCACAACGGCUGCAUCAAAACGCUGAGAGAGAACCCCUGUGGGCCCGAGAAGACCUCAGGAGGCCGGCGGGGGAAAGUCAAGGGCCCCACUUUCCGGAUUUCGGGGGUCCAGGUGAACGCCAAGCUGGUGAUCUCGCACGAGGAGGAGCUGGCGCCUCUUCACAAGUCCAUUCCUGCUGACCCCGAGGAGAGGAAGAGGUACACCAUCCCGUGCCAUUCGAAGGCGGCUCAUUUCGACAUCGACUGGGGGAAGGAGGACGACUCGAACCUGCUGAUAGGAAUCUACGAGUACGGCUACGGAAGCUGGGAGAUGAUCAAGAUGGACCCCGACCUCAACCUCACUCAUAAGCUCCUGCCGGACGACCCUGAUAAGAAGCCUCAGGCCAAGCAGCUGCAGACCCGAGCGGACUACCUCAUUAAGUUAUUGAGCAGGGAUCUGGCCAAGAAGGAGGCGCAGAGACAGGCGGGAACGGCCAACUCCCGCAAGAGGAAACCCAGGAACAAGAAGAACAAGGUGGUGAAGCCGAAGGUGGAGGAGGUGGUGAAGAGCGACUCCUCACCAACGCCGUCGGAAAAGAGCUCGGAAGAAGAGGAGGAGGAGGAGGAGGAAGAGGAAGAGGAGAAGGAAGAAGAGAAGGAGGUGCUGCCGCUGAAGACCUCCAGCAGGAGGGCCAAGGUGGAGCGGGUGGCCAAGGAGCCGGAGGAGGACCCGGUGCCCGAGGUGGUGCCCAAGAAGGAGCCCGAGGAGAAGGAGAUCAAAGAGAAGGAGAUCAAAAAGGAGGGCAAGAAGGAGAAGAAGGAGGAGGUCCGCGAGACGAAGGACAAGAAGGAAGCGAAGAAGAAGGAGGAGAAGGAGGCCAAGCCCGUGGAACCUGCCUACAGGAAGGAGGACAUCAAAGAGGAGAAGAUAACCGAGGUGAAGGUGGAGAUCCGGGAGUCGAAGUCGAAAAAGGCGGCGGACACUCCGGUGCACAUCACGGCCAGCGGGGAGACCGUCCCCGCCUCUGAGGAGUCCGAGGAGCUCGACCAGAAGACCUUCAGCGUGUGUAAGGAGCGCAUGCGUCCGGUGAAGGCCGCCCUGAAGCAGCUGGACCGGCCGGAGAAGGGCCUGUCGGAGCGGGAGCAGCUGGAGCACACGCGCCAGUGCCUCAUCAAGAUCGGGGACCACAUCACCGAGUGUCUGAAGGAGUACUCCAACCCCGACCUGAUCAAGCAGUGGAGGAAGAAUCUGUGGAUAUUUGUGUCAAAGUUUACCGAAUUUGACGCCAGGAAGUUGCACAAGCUGUACAAGCACGCGAUUAAGAAACGACAGGAAAACGCUCAGGCAGCGGACCAUAACACUAGUACUGUAAAUACAACCCACAGCUUUAAACACACAGACGUAGAGCGGUUAAAGGACAACUCGCAGCACGACGACAGCAGCAGGGACAGCUACAGCUCCGACAGACACCACUCGUCCCGCUACGCGGAGCACGGGAAGGACCGGCACGCCCCCGACCCGUACCGGAAGGGCAGCGACUCGCGAGACUCCCGAAAGAGGCCGUACCCCUCCUUCAGCAACGGCAAGGACCACCGGGAACGGGACCGGGACCGGGACCGAGAUCGGGAUCACUACCGGUCCGAGAGGCCCGACAGCAGGUAUUACAGCGACAAGCACAGGAAGAUGGACGACCUCCGGUCCGGCCGCGACCACCGGCUGGAGGGCGGCGCGAAGGAGCGCUCGCACGGCGACCGCCGCUCGCACUCCUCCGACCGCCGGUCCGGCUCCGACUACGCGCACCACAAGUCCUCCCGCGACUACCGCUACCACUCGGACUGGCAGAUGGACCACCGGGCGUCGGGCAGCGGCCCGCGCUCGCCCCGGGACCAGCGGUCGCCGUACGAGUCCCGCUCGCCGCCGGGCCACCGCUCGCGGUCGCCGUUCGAGUACUCGUCCGACCACAAGAGCACCCCCGAGCAGGUGUGGUGCGGCCGCAAGACAUAACGGCGGGACCGUGCCGUGGGGGGGGGGGGGCGUAUGGCCCGUCUCCCCCCCCGAGCCAUAGACACAUCCCAACCCAGUAAAUUGCCUUAUGGGAACUUGUGAAAGAAAGCAGUACUACGCACUGUGUAACUCUAGGGGGCAGUGUGGUGUCCUCUCUCCAGUCGGCAAGCUGUGCUGUCCUGUAAAAGGGGGGGGGGGGGGGCGUGGCCUAUUGUUUUUUUUCUUCAAUAUUUAACAGCAGUGCCGCCAAUGGCACAGCGAGUUUUUUUUGGGGGAUUUUUUUCCACCCCCACCCUUCCCACCCUUCCCACCCCUCAUUUUUUAUUUUUUAUAGACGGACGACUUUUUUACUCGGACACAAAUGACCUGAAACAGGCGUUGCCUGUGUCUCGCUCCUCUCAACACUGGAUCAUGGCUUUGAUUCUUUUUUUUUUUCCGGUCCACUCCCUACGUGAGUCUCAGUUCUUCGGUUUUUUUUUUUUUUACGAUAAUGUAGAACGAAAACGCGCACCGUCGCCAGUAAAUCAUGCUUUCGGGUGGACUCAGGCUGUUUGUUUGUGUUCUUCUCUUCGCUCUCUCUCUCUCUCUCUCUCUCUCUCUCUCUCUCUCUCUCUCUCUCUUCAAAUGCAACCGGACAGACUUGGGGCGCUCCCUCCAAAGUACCUCGUUUACAGUGUGUAUUGUGACCACCCUGCUGUUUUUCCAUUAUUUUUCUUUUUUCAUUUUUUAAUUUGAGCUCCCCCCCCUCUUCCCCUGCCUCCC